UAGUUUGACAGGAACAGAAAAAAAUAAUUUUCUGCUUCUGCUGUUUGUCGCUGUCGUAGAUUCUUUCAAUCGAAUUUCAGUUUCAAUUGGGAAAAUAACUAAAUUGCCAACUUUAACGUUGUAUUUUGAAGGGAAAUAUCUUUAAAUUGAUUCAAAUUGUGUUUCCUUUACGUGUGAUUUAUAAAAAGUGUUAAAAUGACGGUGGACGGGGACGAGAAAGCGGCCCGGUUUCGCGUGUUCAUGGACAUAUCAAUAGGGGGCUUGCCUUCUGGCCGCUUGGUCUUCGAGUUGUUCAAUGACAUCGCUCCGAAGACUGCGGAGAAUUUCCGUGCGUUAUGCGCCGGAGACUUGGGUAUUGGGAAGAAUACCGGAAAACCGUUGACGUAUAAGGGCAUGCUAUUCCACAGAGUGGUGAAGGACUUCAUGAUCCAGGGUGGAGACUUCACCAAUGCUAAUGGAACUGGUGGGGAAUCUAUCUACGGUGGUACUUUUGAAGAUGAGACGUUUGAGCUGCAGCAUGAUCGGCCAUAUUUGUUGUCUAUGGCAAACAGGGGCAAAGACACAAAUGGUUCCCAAUUCUUUAUAACCACACAGCCGGCGCCGCAUCUCGACAAUGUGCACGUAGUGUUUGGUCACGUUAUCGGCGGCGCGACGCUGGUGCGGCAGCUGGAGGCGCUGCCCGUGGACCGCAACGCGCGGCCUCUGCAGGACGUCUGCGUCACCAACUGUGGACAGCUGGUCAGGCUCAGCGCAAAGAAACGUAAACAAGAGAAGGAACAAAAAGCUGAAAGCGAUGCUGAGUCUGAGCACUCUCAUAAGAAAGAUAAGAAGAAGAAGAAGGACAAGAAGGAAAAGAAGAAGAAGAGGCGCCACUCCGGCUCAGGAGACGAGGACGAGGAACCGGAGGCACCUUCUCACCCCCUCGUUUCCACCACCAAGAUAGACCCUAGAGAGAUACCCGAUGUCCCCACUAACAGGUUCCUCAUGAGAGGAGGGAGGGACCAGGAUGAUCAGAGGACUGACAGAAGGGAUCGCGAGAGGAUGAGGUAUCGUGAGAGAGAACAUCGCUCAUACACGCGCAGUGGGCGUGUCAUUAAGGGGCGGGGCGUAUUUCGUUACCGCACGCCGUCUCGCUCGCGGUCCCGCUCGCGCUCGGUGACGCCGCCUCACUGGCGGCAGGCGCAGCGACGCAUCAUCAAGCUGUCUGAGUUUGAGGAUCACAAAUCAAAACAUUUACAGCGCGCCGAGCAAGAGAGAGAGAAGGAACAACAAGAGUCUUCUAAGAAGAAAGAGAUUGAGAGGCAGCAGAGCCGUGAUGCUGAUGACGGUGGCAACACUCCGGUCAAUGACCCCGAGGAGAAAGAGGAAGGGGAAUGCGAUUCUACCAUUGACCGUUCUCGCCACGAGAAGAUUGAUUACAACGCGUUGGAUUUCGAAGAGGACAUUGAACAUGACGAGGAUUCGUCUAACAAACGCAAGACAGUGGAGAAGCCGGAGCGACGUCGCGACGCUCGGCGGCCGACGCCGGAGAACAGGGCCGACAUGCUGGCCAUGGCGUUAGGAGUCAACCCUAAGCAUGAUCAGCAGAGAGACGCAGCAUUCAGCCGCGACACUCGCGACGCCCGCGAAGGUCCCCCUCGUCGCCGUGAAGGCCUCUCGUCCACCGUGGGCUACGCGGCUCCCAAGCUGUCCUCAGCCGUGGCCAACGUGUCGGAAGGCCUCGCUAAGGGACAUCAUGAGGAUAAGGCCAAGGAUGACUACGAUCCUUUCAGUCUGUUGAGGAGCACGUUUAAUAGGGGGGAGAAGAAGGAGCAAAGGAAAGAACCGGAGCGUCCAGAUCGCCGCGAAACAGUAAAAUCACGUUUAGGAGAAAAGGAGAAGGAAAAAGAAAAAGAUGACAGACGCGAUCGCUUCAGAAGUGAAAAAGACGACAGGGAUCGUAAACAUUCGGAACAAAGAAACGACAAGGAGGACAGGGGCCGCAAACCUUCAGAGGCUAAGAACGAAAAAGACGAAAGAUCUCGUAAACCAGACAAUAAAGAUAAAGAAGAAAGACUUAGGAAACUAUCUGAAAUGUCCGAACCGAGAAACGAAAAAGAGGAAAGACAACGUAAAAACUCUGAGCAGAAGAAUGAUAAGGACGAUGAUAAUAAGAGAAGCGAAAGAGACCGUAAGAAUUCUGAGCAGAGGAAUGAGAAAGAUGACAGGGUUCGUAAACAUUCAGAGCAGAGAAGUGAAAGAGAAGAUAGGGAUCGUAAGCAUUCAGAUUACAGGAGGAAUGACCGACAGAGGAGAGAGAGAUCUGAGCAGAGGGACAAGAGUAAGGAGCGUGGGAGAAGUGAGAAGAGUAGAGAUGAUGAUAGGAGUAAGGCUAGGGACGAUGAUAAGGAUAAGAAGAGGAGACGGUCGCGUACUCCGUCGCCGGCUAAAGAGAGAUCUAAGUCCCGCGAUCGUAAGCAAUCAGUGACAGAGACGCGAGAGAAGAGUGGCGAGCGCACACCGCAAGAUGACGACAAGAAGAAGGUAGGUCAAGAAGAUGAACGUAAUGAGGCUCGCAAAGAGCUGAUGGAGAUAGUUCGCCUCAUCAAGUCCAGACAGCGCGACAGGGAGAACAAACAGGCUGCAGUUCAAGCUAAGAAGAAGCGUGAAUCGUCCGACUCUGACAGUUCUGACUCGGAGCACGAGAAGAGACGACGACGCUCCUCAGACAGGGACCGCAGGAGACGGAGUAGCUCCAGAGGUCGUCACUCUAGCUCUGAGCGUCGCCCGCGCAGACGCCGCUCGCGCUCCCCGCGCCGCGAGCGACGCGACCGACGCCGCUCAUCCUCCGACCGCUAAACAUUAUUAUUGUACGUGACUUAUUAUAUUAUGUACUCUAGGAUAUAGUGAACAUUAUUUUAUAUUGACUAGUGGACUCAUGAGCUGUACGAGAGUGAUUAAAAGAGGAAAAAUAAUGAUGUGACGUGGGAUAUUUAGGGCCAUUUCAUUUACUUCGUUUAGCCGUCUAUAACAGUCCACACUACUCGCAAAGUUGGCCGAGAUAAGGUGGAUACGAGGAGUAUUUAGGGGCACUUUGAGUUACUUUGCCUCCUCAUUGGCUCCGAUGAGCCUUCCCAAAUACCUCGCAGAGGAACUUCGCGACUAGUGUGGGGGAUGUUUUACUCUAAAAGUGUGUUUAACGUAUUUUGAGAGUAUUUUUGGUUAAAAUCAGAACUUGUCUAACAGUCAAAAGUACUGGUUUUAAAGAUUGAGUCCAAAAAUUACUUUUCUCUUUAAUCUUGCUUGUAUUCAUGGAUCCCCAAUAUUUACGCGAGUUUGCAGAGGUAUACUUUCCUUACUCCGUGUAAUCAUAAAAUAUAUUUUCGAUGAGAAAUGUUUUAUUAAAUCAAAUGUGUCUUUAAAAAAAUAUCUUUAGUAUCACCUGUGGUAUCACGUUGCAUUAAAAUAUGGCCGGUAUUAUUAAUUUGUAAAAGUAUUCAUCGUCAGACAUGAAAAAGUUAUCGGUGAAAGAUACAUAUAAUUUUUAUAUAGGCUCCUUCUGUUUUUAACCGACUUCGAAAAGGAGAAGGUUCUUAAUUUGUUUUUGUUUCUAUAUUUUAGUUUUAAGACAUUCAAGACUUGCGCAGCCUUUUCGAUGCGCUUGAAAUUUUAUUAAGGACAUACAAAAUAGAAAUGAACUUUUUUUAUACACAAGUCAGUGUAUACAGUGAUUUUAAUACGAAAAUAUUAAAAUCGAUGUUUAGUUAAGUUGACGAUAAGUGUGUGCUUUUAUCAGAUAAAUAAAAAUUUUAGUUCGAUAUCAGUAUAAACGUGUUUUAGUUUUACUCUAUUUUACAGAACUUGUGUGGACAACGGAUUAAAUACAUAUUACAAA
Molecule: messenger RNA, 3874 nt
Organism: Helicoverpa armigera (cotton bollworm)
Lineage: Eukaryota; Metazoa; Arthropoda; Insecta; Lepidoptera; Noctuidae
Gene: Moca-cyp
Product: peptidyl-prolyl cis-trans isomerase G
Exons: 19
Coding region: 196-2838 (880 amino acids)
Biological process (GO): protein peptidyl-prolyl isomerization
Molecular function (GO): peptidyl-prolyl cis-trans isomerase activity
Source: RefSeq, a predicted model, not a curated record